ACUUCGAUUCGAAGGUUUCUGUUUAUGUACAUUUCUUAGUUGAAAAUAAUAAAAUUUAAAAAAGAUAUUUCCACUUGUAAGAUUUGUCACUUAGUACCUAUAUUAUUUAUUAAAGAAUCAAAAUGAAAAAUGCCGUUCUAUUGAAAGAAUCAAAUGAUUCUAUUAGGCAACCUUCUUUUACCUGUGAUCUUUGUGGAAUUAAAAUGAAAAUGAAAGAAAGUUUGGAAAGUCACUUUAACAAAUUACACAUACUCAAGUUUAUAUGUAAAGGAUGCUGCAAAGCAUAUAGCUGUAAAGCAAGCCUUCUUAAACAUCUUAAAACUCAUUUUGAAAAGUAUGUUUGUCAUUAUUGUGGAGCCGAAAUAUCAACAUAUGAAAAUUUUCAACGACAUGUUUACCUGAAACAUGAGCCUGACAACACACAACUUAUAUUAUCUACACAACCUAGGUCAAACUAUCAUUGCCGAUUUUGUAUCAGGAUUUUUCCAACUGCUGUACAUCGUAAUUCUCACGAAAGAAUGAUCCACAAAAAACGCAGUAGUCCAGCAUUUGUAUGUCAAUCAUGUAAUUUAAUAUUUUUAACUAAGGAAGAACUUAGAAGUCAUUCUUUCCAACAUUACUCGGGAAUGUUGUAUGUUUGUCCCAUUGAAGCUUGUGAUAAAUUCUUCAAAACAUCAAGACAAUUACGAAAUCAUACAAUGAUUCAUAAUUCACCGAAGUUUACUUGUAACAACUGCAAUCGUAAAUUUCAUCAAAGUUCAAACUAUUCAAAACACAAAAAGAGAUGUGUGAAACAUUCAAUGCUUUCAAAAUCAAAAGAUGAUCUUGACAACAUCAGUAGCAAAGCGAAGAUGCAAUAUGCAGAACUAUGUACAAAUAAACUUAAGCAUAGUAAAAAAGAAAAAACAAUCCCUAAGAAAAAUAUUGAAAUUCACAGUUUUAAAUUGAAACCACAUACAAAUAAAAAAUCCGCAUCAUCAAAGAUUGAAAUUAUCGCACCGCCAAAACGAGUUGAAGAAUUUGUUGAAAUGAAUGUCCAAAAAAAUUUUCAACACACAGUUUUU
Molecule: messenger RNA, 1064 nt
Organism: Clunio marinus
Lineage: Eukaryota; Metazoa; Arthropoda; Insecta; Diptera; Chironomidae
Source: the annotation of a GenBank genome assembly